This is a messenger RNA of Didymodactylos carnosus, 1434 nucleotides long. Lineage: Eukaryota; Metazoa; Rotifera; Eurotatoria; Philodinida; Philodinidae. The record is from the annotation of a GenBank genome assembly.
AUGAGUGUUGUGGAUACGGAUAGUACAAUAACCAACAGCAGUUUGGAUAAAGAACUUAAUCAUCCAUUAUUAGAUGAUAAAGAAAGAAUGAUGAAAAUAAUUGCAAAUCCUGUCUAUGAUAAACUGACAGCAGCCAGAGCAUCCAAUCUUUCUCAAUUGAAACAUUUUAUACCAUACAAUAGAAAUAACCAGAAAAGAUUUAUGAAUACGAAUAUCGAUUCAAGAUUGAACAAAGUGGAAUAUUUGAAAACAAUGGAUAUAUCAUCAACUCCGGAUCCAAAGUCAAAGUGCGUAUCGUGGUCAUAUAACAAUGCAGGCAGACCGUCGAUAUCAACGACGGCGAAUACGAUAACUCAUUCCACUAGAAAGACUUCACUUUUAACUGAAGAUUUAAAAGAUGAUGCAAAAUCUCACCAAUCUUCACGUCAUUCAUCGGCAAGAAAAUCAGCAUCACGAACAAAUAAUCGUAGUGGUAGUGCCACAAAAAACGGUUCUUUUCCUAAAGAAGGUACAAUUCGAUAUAUAAUGACAAAACACGGCCUCGAAGUUCAUCGUUAUUCGGCUCAUAACUGGCUUAAUAUCGAUCUAUUUACAAAAGAUGCCUGUGGUUCUCAGGAGCGAGCAUACGCUGAUGUAAUGGACAAGAAACAUCAGUAUGAACGAUUGGCAAGAAGAAUCUAUGCAUCGGAAUAUUAUGAUAAACGACUAAGAGAACUUACAUAUUGUCGAAAAUCAGGUAUUAUGUCUCACGAAGAAUGGGCAAAACAAAGUUACCAAAUAUUAUGUGUUAAAACAUUGCUCGAGCAAUCUUUGAAACAGGAACAACAGGCUAUGUUAGCCGAUGAAAUGGAGAAUAAUGCAAAACUAUCACAAAAAGCUUAUAAACAAUGGAAAGACUCAAAAUCAAAAGAAAAAAUAAUGGAUAAGUCUAUCUAUAAUAAACGAGAUUUUUUAAACGAAAAUAAAACUUUAGCAUUAAAACAUCGUGAAUUUGUAACAUCGACAAAAUUACGACCUAAUAAUCAGUCUUCCAGCAGACCAACAACACGACAUAAUACAACAUUACCAAAUAGUAACGAUAGUUUUUCAUCUGGUUUCUAUGAACCAUCAUUGGUUAAAAGUGAGACAUCCAAUCAAGAUACAUAUACAACUGGUAUAGAAAAAUCAUCGAAAAAGCUACCUGAUCAACCACCACUACAAAAUUCAAAAAAAACAUCAAUAUCAGUAUCAACAAUUGAAUUAUUGCAAAAUGACAGAUGGUCACUGCAGGCAAUGUUAAAGAGGGUUGUUGGUUUGGAACCAUCUGUAGCACAAUUGAAACCAUCCACUAAUAAUAGUACAACACCCUUAAAUACUACGGAAGGAUACCAGAGCAGAAGGAAACAAUCACCGUUUACAACAAAUAGCGACAGUGGUUUCGAAUCGCUAAAUUAA